AUGGCGCUGCAGAUCGAGGCCGAGAUCUUCGCUGCUGACAUGGAGGAGAUCAAGGUCAAGGAGGACGCGCUCCCCACUGGAAAGGCGUCGAAGGACUUCCAGGACUCCUCCACGAAGGCGUCCGUCGAGAUCACCUUCACGUUCACCAAGGCGCCCAUCUCAGAGACGAUCAGCAGCCCCUCCAUCGCCGAUGACUCCGCCGAGAAGAGGACAUCCUCAGCUGCAGCCCCUGUCAUUCUCCGUCCAGUCGAACCUUCCCAUCCUCCGCCUCAGAGGGUGAUGACCCGCAUCGACCUGGAGAGCCGGUUGAGGCGUGAGCUGGUGGCGACCACAGGUCGCGGGGAGUUCGAUGGGGCUGACGCCAAUGUGGAUGGGUUGACUGGUGAAGUUCUCAGUUUAUGCAUUGGUGUUUGCAAAACUGAGACCAACCGAGACACAAUCCUUUGGAUUGUCGACUCCUCUUUGUCACCGGACCUCCAGCAGAAGAAUGGCAUCAGAAUCAGCAGCAUAUCGGGGAUACAUCCGUUCGAGUGUGAUCCCUGUGCCGACAUGGAUGAAACAAUCCCGCUGGCUUCGGACCACCGUCAUGCGUCGUAG
Molecule: messenger RNA, 597 nt
Organism: Cladocopium goreaui
Lineage: Eukaryota; Dinophyceae; Suessiales; Symbiodiniaceae
Source: the annotation of a GenBank genome assembly